Molecule: messenger RNA, 4722 nt
Organism: Centropristis striata (black sea bass)
Lineage: Eukaryota; Metazoa; Chordata; Actinopteri; Perciformes; Serranidae
Gene: apbb2a
Product: amyloid beta precursor protein binding family B member 2
Exons: 14
Coding region: 237-3032 (931 amino acids)
Biological process (GO): regulation of DNA-templated transcription
Cellular component (GO): nucleus; cytoplasm
Molecular function (GO): amyloid-beta binding; transcription factor binding
Source: RefSeq, a predicted model, not a curated record
GCUUGGCCGCCAGCGAGCAUCGAGCCGGGCUGGGAGGGCAGAUGAUGUGAUGUGAUCCAAUACGGGCGGCCGGCUGCAGCUACGGGCGGACUGGCACUUAAAAGCGGCUGUCGACCUCGGCCCUGUUCACUAGGCUACUGUGUGUGCGUGUGUGUGUCGUCGUCGUGGGAGUGGAGGUGCAGAAGCCCGGAGGCUGACCGAAGCGCUCUAUCACGGCCGUGUAUUUCCAUUCAGCCAUGAUGUCAGUACAAACCCCUCCUCUCUCCCGCUCUGGCUCCUCCCCCUCUAAUGUGGGUCUGGCCAAUCGCGGUGGCUCCUCCGCCACCCCUCCCACCUCCCUCAGCCUACGGUCCUCAUACAAUCAGUUGCUUGGGCGAGAUGUCAUCAAGGAGUCCAUUGAAACCGGAAGUUCGGCUACGUUGCCAAAGAGCCGUCAGAGGUACGCCAUGACCAGUGUGCGGAGCGCCAUGGGGAUCAGUGACAACUUAACCUCUAAAAACCAACCUGUAACCAGAGGGAGAGGUCUCCCCACCAAGUCCUCCUCUAGCUCUGCCCUCUACUCCUCCUCGUCCUCCUCCUCGCUGUUUAAUACAACCAACCCCAAACUGGCCAAGAAUGGGGCCAACAUGCAAAGACGAGCUGAGAGUCAGCAGCUGGAGCUGAGCAGGGCCAAUACAGAGGGCAAAAUACACAACGAUCUCAUCAAUAAUCCCAGUUCUGACUGGCUGGAGCUUGGAAAAGACAACUCACAACUGCCCCCGUUCCGCAGGAGGACCAAGAGCUUCUUGGAGUACCAUGGGAAGGGCUGGGAUCUGGACCUCAACUGGGGAAACAAAGUUGAGGACAAGGAGGAGGAGAAGAAGCAGCAGCCUUCCCCAGAGAAGGAGCAGGCCAGCCCUGCCAAAGAGAGGGAGAGCCAGAAGGAGGAGAAGCCCAGCAGCAAGCAGACCUGCCAGGAAGAGAAGGAAGAGGUGGAGCCAGUGGUGGAGGAGGAGGAAGAGGAAGAUGACCCUACACCCACACCAAGGCAGCCCCUGCUACCUGUGGUGGUGGAAGCCCCGCUUUCCCCCACAUCCUCCUCCUCUACCAACAGCCCAGAGUGGGUCCCAGACAACCAAAACCAUCUCCAGAACCAGACUCCAGCCCAGGUGAGAGAGGAGCUCUGUGCCCAGGUUCAGACUAGUCCACGCAGUCCUGCAAAGCCUCCUCGGAGCUCCCAGCCCCGGGUGAUCAAGGUUGAGCUGCACCCUAACAAUGAGAACCAGUUCCUGCAACAGUACCCGCCUUCUUCCCCUAAGCAGGCCCGGGCUGCAGAGAGGAACACCCCAACCAGGAGCCGAGCGCCACCUGCCCUGCAAGAGCCUGAACCAGAGACUGGGCUGCCUAAAGUGGGCUUAAGAAUGGAUCUGACUCCUGAAACUCCAUCAGAGGAUGAAGACUCCAGCUGGACCACCCUGUCUCAGGAGACACCCUCUCCUCAAACUCCACGGGAAACAGCAGAUGUGUGGGGUGAGGGGGACCUGCCCCCGGGCUGGCGGGAGAUCUCAGACUCAUCAGAGAUCUAUUUCUGGCACAUCCCCACUGGCACCACACAGUACCACCGACCUGUUGCCUCCGGCAACCAACACACCUCUCCCAACAACGAGCCAGACACUGAGCACGACCCACAACAGGAAACACAGGACUCUCUGAAGCCACCCAACGAGCGCCCCAGCAGUCUGAUAUCUGACAGCUCGGUGGAGCCGGUCCCCUCACCCUCUGGCUCCUCCCAGUCCUCCUCCUCCUCUUCCUCCUCCUCCACCCCCUACAAUGAUGUCACCUCUUCUGGACCAAAUCUCAACACCAACACCUGUACAGCCAACGAGCUGAAAGACUAUCCAGUCUAUCCAGAUCCCAGUCUGAAGGCGUUUGAAGGGGCUACCCUCCGCUACGCUUCACUUAAACUCAACCCCCCAGCCCAGUUAGAGACAGUGGACCUCAACAACACCUUCCCUGAUCCAGAGGCAAUGUCAUUCCCAGUGCGAUCUCUGGGCUGGGUGGAGAUGGCAGAACAGGACCUGUGUGAGGGGAGGAGCAGUGUGGCUGUCCACCACUGUAUCAGACAGCUGUCCUACUGCAGGAGGGACAUACGGGACUCAGCCGGUGUCUGGGGAGAGGGUAAAGGGAUGCUGCUGGUGCUUCAAGACCGCAUGUUAACUCUGGUGGACCCGGACGAUCGCAGCCUGCUUCACUCUCAGCCAAUCAGUAGCAUCCGUGUCUGGGGGGUCGGCCGAGACCACGACAGGGACUUUGCCUACGUGGCGAGAGACAAAAACACGCGGGUGCUGAAGUGCCACGUGUUCCGAUGUGAUACUCCUGCCGCUGCCAUCGCCACAAGUCUCCACGAAAUCUGCUCCAAGAUUAUGGCUGAAAGGAAAAGUGCCAAGGCUGCAGCUGGCAGCUCCUCCCAGACCGGCUCCGAUGUACCCCUACAAGAGUUUCCCAUGCCAAAGACUGAGUUGGUACAGAAGUUUCAUGUGCUGUAUCUGGGUAUGACGUCUGUGUCUCGGCCCAUAGGUAUGGACAUCAUAAAUGGGGCCAUAGAAAACCUCCUGACCUCCACAGGCAAAGAGGACUGGACUCCUGUCAUAUUGAGUAUUGCUGACACCACUCUGGCUGUCAUCAAAGAAAAGGAAGAGGAUGAGGAGGUGCUGGUGGAGUGUCGAGUCCGUUUCUUGUCCUUCAUGGGCGUGGGACGAGAUGUGCACUCAUUUGCCUUCAUUAUGGACACUGGGAGCCAGCAUUUCCAGUGCCAUGUUUUCUGGUGCGACCCCAAUGCAGGCUGUGUGUCUGAGGCUGUGCAGGCAGCCUGUGUGCUGCGGUAUCAGAAGUGUCUGGUGGCACGGCCGCCCUCCCAACGUGCUGGCUCUUCUUCCUCGCCCUCUGCAGACUCUGUGACCCGCCGGGUGACCACCAGCGUAAAACGCGGCGUCCAGUCUCUCAUAGACACUCUGAAAACCAAGAAACAGCCGUCCGAGCUCCCCCAACAAUGACCGUCACCACGACAGCACCCACCCCCCCAACCGACGCCUUGACGCCUCUCACACACUAUCGCCACAACAACACCUAAUCAGUACCAGCCAUGGUAACCAAUGAUGUACAUAUAUGUUAACAAACACCACCGCAAACAAAGGAAAGAAGAAUCCUUCGGGACGCCUGAUGAUUAAAAAAAAUGCAAAGAAAACUCUGUUUUAUGAGGAGGAAUGGAAGAGUUGGUGUCACUGGUUAAACUUGCAAGUGGAAACCACCUGCUGGCUUCAUUGGCCCAUACUGUAUGUGGGCUGGAUGGAUUACUUGAUCAAGCACUCUACAGAUGAAAACAGGAUAACCAAGAAGAAAAGAAAAACAUUUCUAUUAACAGACUAGAACCAUUCAUUGGUUUACUCCAUUUUCUGUCAUGCUCUGUCCCUUCUUGUAAAAACAGUCUUCAGCACAGUUUGAGCUUCUGGACAGGACGCCUGAGACGCCAUGCUAAGGGAGCCUUCCAGGACAGAGAAGGUGUCGACUUGCUGUCAUGAGAUUUUAACAGGUGAAUAAGAAAAGAAACAGACAGGACAGAUAAGACCUGCCAACUCCCUCCCUUUCACGAAAUGGCAAAAAAAUGUUUUGACUCCUUCGAUGUGCGUCAGACUUGAAACAAACAAAAACAUCUCUUUCAAGGAUGAAUGAAGUGAUUGUAAUAAUGAAGUGUAUGUAAAUGAUUGUAAGAAGGAAGAGAGAAUUUAGGUCACAAAACAUGUAGAUAUGAGGAAGAGAUGUUGGUGACAGAUGGGACAGAUGUGGGAUUUGAUUUUGCAUGUUUUCUUGAUGGGAUAUGUUUUAUGUUGAUGAGGGGUCUCGGUAAGAAGACUGGUGAACACACGAGAAAUAGAUGCUCUUAGCACAAGUCAUCUCCACUUGACCAUGACUGGAUUUACACUGGUAAAAAAAAAAGAGGCUUAUUUCCGACCCAGUAUACAUGAAUAAAUGGUUAUUCUCUCCCCCAUUUCAAAAUCACAAUUAAUGAUUGUCAGUCAAUAAUUUUUAUUUUUCAUUCCUUGAUGGAUGAGUAGAUCAGCAUAAGAAUGGUAUCAGUUAUUCAUGUAUUUUGAAGCUUUUAAUUAGAUAAGAUUGUACUUUUUUUGCAUACUUUAUAGAAAAACAGAGUUUAAAUGCUCAAGAAUGUUACAUUGCUUAUGUUCAAACGUUACAAUUUCCUCAGGAAUCUUUACGCAUACACCCAAGAUUUAUGUGGUAGCAAGAAAUUCCAGGAUUUCAAUUUGGCAGAUGUGAGGCAUUAAUGGCUAUAUGAACAGUGGUACACCCUAAUGUUUGCCCUGCUUGGACAGCAUGGAAAAGAUCAAAUAUGUGCAUUGCAGAAAGGGUAACUAUUUUCUCUUCCUCAGUAAAUCCAGCCAGUCUAUUCCCACUCACAAAGAAUACACACACACACAAACAUGCACAUACAGCAGCAAAAAAGGCUGCUGUCACUGCUUUCAAAACCUUUACACUGCUCCUAUGGCUCCUGGCCACCACCUGCACUCCACAUGAACUCUGUCAAUGCAGUCGGAUUGAGAUGAAAAAGACACACACACAAAACAAACAAGAAAGAUGCUGUAAAUCAUUUCAGUUUUGUUCUUCACUCAUCUCUACACCAUGUAAAUGUAAUCUGUUGUGACAAUAAAUGCAUUACCAAAAGAAAAA